UUGAAGUGUACUGUUGCUUCCGCGCGCAGUACUCUCCGCGAUAGUCCGCAAUCGCGACUCGCUUCUGAAUCAACGGAAACCAACCCUGCGAUGGUCCGGUCUCCGCUCCACUUCGAAUCCUCCGCCCUCACCCGUCGGAUUUCUCCGGGCCCUCUUCCCUCUCCACAUAUAACUGUAGAUCUCCCGGCCAUGUCUCUCGCCUCCUCCUCCGCCGGCUCCAGUUUCUAAGCAUCCUUUUGCUCCAGCGAUGCCGGCUUCUCUCUCGCUCUCCCUUCCCUUCCCAACUGCCGCCCCUCCGGCAUCCGAUCCGUCGGCCGCCGCUGCCCCCUUCGGUGCAUUCUGCAGUUACGGCCGACGGUUCUGCGGCCUCCGCAGGGAGGACUUGUCACUCCGCUCGCUGAAUUGGGCGGCCUCGGGGCGGAUCACCCCGGAUUCCUCCCGGAGGUUCUCGAGGAAGAUCUUGGCCGUGGUGAAGUAUAACGGGAGCCCCGCCAAAGUCUUUGAUUAUGAUCUCGUCAUCAUCGGAGCUGGCGUCGGAAGCCAUGGCGCUGCGCUCCAUGCAGUCGAGAAGGGUUUAAAAACUACCAUUAUUGAAGGGGACAUUGUUGGUGGUACUUGUGUAAAUAGAGGAUGCGUUCCAUCUAAAGCUCUUCUUGCUGUUAGUGGUCGCAUGCGUGAACUUCAUGAUGAGCAUCACCUGAAGGCUCUGGGUCUACAGGUUUCAAGCUUCAUUUCUUCUUUUUCUUACCAUAUGUCUAGAAUCCAAAGACAAUUUGUAUACUGUUUUAUUAGUGUCACAUCUCCUGGUUAUAAUAGACUAAGCGUUGCUGAUCAUGCAAAUAAUCUUGCUUCCAAAAUUCAGAUUAAUUUGACUAAUUCAUUGAAAGCUCUAGGUGUUGAUAUACUCACAGGUGUAGGCACUAUUGUGGGUACACAAAAGGUGAAAUAUGGAAAGGUCGGGUUUCCUGGUACAGAAAUUACAGCUAGGAAUACAAUAAUAGCUAGUGGAUCUGUUCCCUUUGUACCUAAUGGCAUUGAAGUGGAUGGGUACAUUGUAGGGAAAACUGUGUUCACUAGUGAUCAUGCACUCAAGCUGGAACCGGUGCCAGAUUGGAUAGCUAUUGUAGGAAGUGGUUAUAUUGGACUUGAAUUUAGUGAUGUGUACACUGCCCUUGGUAGUGAGCCUCAAGCAAGGGAGAAAGGUGAGAAGGAUAGGUUUGAAGUACGUGUUGCUAAGACUAGUUUCAAGGCUAACACAAAAGCUCUGGCAGAGAAUGAAGGCGAGGGGCUCGCUAAGUUGAUAUACAGACCUGAUAAAGGGGAGAUCCGUGGAGUUCAUAUUUUAGGGCUGCAUGCUGUAGACCUCAUCCAUGAGGCAUCAAAUGCUAUAGCCCUGGGAACACGUCUACAGGAUAUAAAAUUUGCUGUUCAUGCGCAUCCAACUUUAUCUGAAGUUUUACACGAACUCUUCAAAUCUGCUGAGGUUAAUGUUGGUGUCCCGUCUUCUGUAAGUCAACCAGUUGCAGCCAAACCAGUCUUUAGAUGAUCUCGGUUAUCAGGAGGAAGCCUUCUCAAAUACCUUAUAACACAUCAAGAAUCUCAUCUUUGUUUUCACUGAAGAUAACGAAUUCGUGGAAAGCUCAGUGGAGCUCUGCUGUUGCUGCUACCGACGGAAGGAGAGUGACGGCUACCACUGAAGACUUGGACCAGCGGAGCAAUCAAAGCCACAAAGAACAAGUGGGUGAUAGGAGGGCCACGAUCCGGAAAAAUUAGGUUUGUCAUUGCCAAAAGCUGCCGGUUCCCGGGACAAGUAUGCCGAAAUUAAUUGCUCGUCGAAUGGCAGAGCUCUCUCAGCGUCAGACGGUCUCCUCGAGGUAUGUAUUGAUUGCAUGGUCCUCAGCACACCGUAAUGAUUACUUCUUACUGCAUUUUGUUGCGUAGAACUCAAUGUGACAAUAUAUGCAUGCUCUUGUCUUGAUUGGUGCCACUGUUCGCUACCUUUCCAACGCACAAAUAUACGCCCCGUUCCUAAAAUCUUUCUUCUGCAAACACUGUCACGUAGCUGCAAUUUGUCUUUCCUCCUACCA
Messenger RNA from Musa acuminata AAA Group (dessert banana), 2087 nucleotides. Its product is annotated as dihydrolipoyl dehydrogenase 2, chloroplastic-like. The transcript has 11 exons. Bases 248 to 1546 code for a protein of 432 amino acids. Gene Ontology annotation, molecular function: dihydrolipoyl dehydrogenase (NADH) activity; flavin adenine dinucleotide binding. NCBI's taxonomy places the organism in Eukaryota, Viridiplantae, Streptophyta, Magnoliopsida, Zingiberales, Musaceae. The record is from RefSeq and is a predicted model, not a curated record.